This is a messenger RNA of Sitophilus oryzae (rice weevil), 911 nucleotides long. It is a transcript of the gene Rab21, whose product is annotated as ras-related protein Rab-21. NCBI's taxonomy places the organism in Eukaryota, Metazoa, Arthropoda, Insecta, Coleoptera, Curculionidae. The record is from RefSeq and is a predicted model, not a curated record. Bases 81 to 734 code for a protein of 217 amino acids. The transcript is spliced from 4 exons. Gene Ontology annotation, biological process: Rab protein signal transduction. Gene Ontology annotation, molecular function: GTPase activity; GTP binding.
CUUUUGCCAUAAAUCAGCUGAUUGCAAAAUGACAAUUGUAAGGUGUUUUAUUUUGCAAAUUUACUGAUUUUAAAGAAAUUAUGGCUAGUCCAGUUAAUGGAAUAAAGAAUUUUAAAGUUGUGCUGCUAGGGGAAGGCUGUGUAGGCAAAACUAGCUUAGUUUUGAGAUAUGUUGAGGACAAAUUUAAUAAUAAUCAUUUACAAACUAUUCAGGCGUCAUUUCUGAAUAAAAAGAUAAAUAUUGAUGGAAAAAGGCUGAAUUUGGCUAUUUGGGACACAGCAGGACAAGAAAAAUUCCAUGCCUUAGGGCCAAUUUACUACAGAUCAUCAAAUGGAGCAGUAUUAGUGUAUGAUAUUACAGAUGAAAAAUCAUUCCAACAAGUGAAAACUUGGGUAAAAGAACUGAGAAAGAUGCUCGGAAAAGAUGUUUGUCUAAUAAUAGUAGGCAAUAAAAUCGAUCUUGAGAAAGACCGGCACGUUUCUCUCGAAGAAGCAGAAGACUACGCAAAUAAAGUUGGGGCAGUCCAUUUCCAAACAUCAGCUAAACUUAACCAAGGAGUCGAAGAUAUGUUUCUUGUGUUAUCAAAAAACAUGCUAAGUAUAAACGAACAAAAAGAAUCGUUAAAUAACUCGUUAUCAAGGCAAAACUCGCAAAGAAGGAACGUCGUGGUAGUCGAUGACGAACAAGAACAAACGGCAGCCACGAAAUCGUGUUGUGGUUCCUCAGGAUCGUAAGGGAUUUAUUGUGUCAUUUAUAAUAUUGCGUUAUACUCGAGAGAAGAUGAUUCUUCUAAGAAUUCGCAUGAUUUAAGUAAAUAAUUUGUACAUAUUUUUAUUAAUUUGUUUACUUUUAAUGUGAUAUAUCAUUAUUAUAUGUAUAUUUAAAGAAAAUAAUAAAUUUUUAAGCCUCAA